AUGGCAAAACUUACUGAUGAUGCUGACUACUAUGCCGGCGAGACGUUUGAGAAAGUACCAAGUCCACUGUCUGAUGCUGGGAAUCAUGACCACUACUAUGGCAGACGACUUCGGACUAGGCAUUGUGAACUGAGGGGUCACGCCUGUCUCUCAGACGCCUACUCUUGGCCUGGAUAUCAAUUCGAAGCCAAAGCCUGCCUUCAAGCUAACUGCUCGGACAAAGCUGACAAUGGGCGCUGCGAUCCAGAGUGCAAUCUACUUGCAUGCCAAUUUGAUCAUGGCGACUGUCUCUUCUCUCCUGAACGAGAGCCUUAUCCAAAAUUUGGACACCGAGUGGAUUCAACCAUUGCCUCACACUUGAUGACAAACUUGCUAAACAGGACAGCCGGUACCACUUCCACCUCUACUCCCUCUUUCAAUUUCAGAAUUUUAGAUGUGAAAAGUGAUUGGCAUACAGAUUCAUUGCCGGAUUCACCACUGCAACAAUUACCAGGGGAGCCAGCCAUCCCCUGGAACAACUGCUCUGCAAUCAGUCAAUAUAAUGUG
Molecule: messenger RNA, 546 nt
Organism: Protopolystoma xenopodis
Lineage: Eukaryota; Metazoa; Platyhelminthes; Monogenea; Polystomatidea; Polystomatidae
Source: the annotation of a GenBank genome assembly